AUGCUCCAGGGUUGCCACAGUAUCGCAGCCGAGGUGCUUACAAGUUGCCUAAACGGGAUCUGCGUUCUGCCGGGGCCACCCGUUCGUCGAUUGCCGCGGUGGAUUCUACCUCUGCGACUUCCAGAGCUGUCCUCCAGGGCGACUGUCCGUGUCCGUGUGUCUAUGAUCAGCUUCCCUGCAACGGUUUACCCCCUGUACCCGACCUGCCGCGCCCCCAACCUCGCUCGCGCCACCGCCUUACUCCUUCACCUCUCGAGCAGCCUCGUCAACGAACUCCCCAGAUCGAAGGACCGUGCGGAGAGUGCUAUGGCAUGGUACUCUAUCCUCCCGCCACAGCUCACCCAGCUCGAGAGCUGGGCAGUGCGCAUCUUCGUCCUCCUCGGCAUCAUCACAAUCUUCCCUUGGGCCGUGCUCAUCGUUUUCGACGUCAGCCUCUGGCUCUACCGAAUGACCAUUUGGGAAUUCCCCUGGAUUGGCGGACGCGCACGGGGCCAACAGCGUCCCCGGGCACCGAGUCUGAAUGAGCGACUCGACGAACACCGGCGAUCUUUCCAGUUAGAAAGCAUGGAACCCGACGAAAACGAGCGCGGACGAUCACGCAACGGAUCACUGGAUAGAACAGCAGAGAAGGAGAAUGUGGUCCCUACUACAGAUACACGGAAUUCUCACAAUUCGACCUCUGGUGGUAGCGCAUACCAACACCACUUCACGAGAAUGGCGCAGAUCUUCGUAGAGACCCCGGCAAUGCAGUUUCGGGCUACUCCUUCACUUCAAUCAUUGUUUGGAGUAUUGCUUGUAGGAUCAUGUCUCUGGAUCUGGCGAUGGAGUCAGCAACGCCGUUUGACUCCCAGCAACCCGAAUCCGACGAUCCUCGCAAAUGAACCAGAUGUUAAGAACCCUGGAAUUGCGCCAUUGAAAGAGUUCAACUGGGAGACCACCGAGUCUCCGCAGUUUUGUCCAUUUCGCGGGAAAGAGAAGUUCAACUUGACCAUGGCCCUUGAAAACGUUGAACCAUCCGAGUUGAUACUCAUAGACAAAACGUACAAAGACCGUCUCUCUCUUCGCAAGGCGCUACUCCAGCAGCAUCACGACAUAGUAGUCGCCGUGAACGAAGACGGCAACAAGAUGACAGAAACACUCACUCGCGCCGCUGUCGGUGAGCUAUACACCUUCGUGCUGGGCGAAUAUCUCCCCACCCGUUACCCAAGCAUGUUCAGGCGAGAAACCGAGACUUUUGAGAACCUCGUCACUAGAGAAACAUGGCCAGCAACCCUCACAGCAGAAACACCCACGAUCCAGGCAUUAGAGAUCCUCAUGCAAACUAUCGAUGAAGAUUUCCUUAUCCUGUUACCCGAAUUAUCCCCUUCGUCGGCGGAUCAGCCCAUAUACAAACUAGAGGCAUAUACAACAUGCUUCCCUUCCGGAUUCAAUCCGCGUGAGAAACUAGGCCGACGACUCGCUGAUAUACACGGCCCGGUCCCUGGAUACGCGGAAAAAUUAGAGCGCAGCAUGGACCGGUUCUUUGCGCGGGUUGAGGUUGGGAAGUAUGUGAAGCGUGUGAAUUGGAGUAUCACGACCGGCGCGCAGUUGUUUGCUGCGUUUGGAGAAGUUCAUGGGUCUUCAGCGAAUACUUCCCAGGAGCCGCGAUCUAGGGCUAUGAGGCUGGAUGAGUUGGAUUUGUCAAAGACGGUGUUGCGCUGUGAGCGACAGACUUUGCAUCGCCUUCCUCGCUCUCGGGCUUUGGUCUUUGCUUUUCACACUUAUACCUAUCCUAUUCAGAUGAUCAAGGAUGAGGGACUUGGGGAGGAAUUGGCAGUUGCCAUUGAUGGGCUUGUGAAAGGGAAUGUACCGGCUAUGAACUCUUAUAAGAGGGCUGAUGUUUGGGGAGAGGCCGUGAAGGAGUUUAUGCGGUCUUGA
Messenger RNA from Penicillium maclennaniae, 1917 nucleotides. RefSeq names its product heme-dependent oxidative N-demethylase family protein. NCBI's taxonomy places the organism in Eukaryota, Fungi, Ascomycota, Eurotiomycetes, Eurotiales, Aspergillaceae. The record is from RefSeq and is a predicted model, not a curated record. Bases 1 to 1917 code for a protein of 638 amino acids. The transcript is spliced from 6 exons.